Messenger RNA from Knipowitschia caucasica, 489 nucleotides. The record is from the annotation of a GenBank genome assembly. Lineage: Eukaryota; Metazoa; Chordata; Actinopteri; Gobiiformes; Gobiidae.
AUGACGACCGAGGAGGAGGAGGGACCUGUCGGUGCCACGCCCACUGCAUCAUCACCGCGCGUCACAGCGUCACAGCUGCCCCGGGGCGACUGCGGCACACAUGGCGUCACUUCCUCCUCCGGCAGAAGACUGCACCAGAGACCCCACACCGAGGAGGAGGACAUCGAGGAUGACGGUCCGGAUGAGCGAAUACCAGAAGAGGACGGUCGGAUACAGGAAGUGGAAGGUCGGAUACAGGAAGUGGACAGUCGGAUACAGGAAGUUGACGGUCGGAUACAGGAAGUGGAGGAUGUCGGAGGCUGCGAGGCAGACAGCAGCAGCAGUGAGGACGACUCCAGCGACGCCAGUGUGUUGGUGGUGCCGUACCCAGAGCUGGUGCCUGUGGUCUUCUUCUGUAUGAAGCAGACCACGUGUCCGCGGAGUCUCUGCAUCCGCAUGGUCUGCAACCCAUAUCCUUUCACUGCACUGGGGGAAGGGCCACCAGGGUAA